Molecule: messenger RNA, 2424 nt
Organism: Owenia fusiformis
Lineage: Eukaryota; Metazoa; Annelida; Polychaeta; Sabellida; Oweniidae
Source: the annotation of a GenBank genome assembly
AAUUAACUUCAAUAUUACCAUGCAGAUAAAAAAUACUUUACUAUGAAUUAUUCAUUGAAACCUAUCAAUAUUGUUGAUUGAUACUUGCAUUAACUUGCUUUCACUAACAAGAAUAUUUACAUUACAUGUAUUUAUAUCCACUGAAUCUUUGCAUUUACACAAAUGAACAUGUUAACCCUUUGAUUCGUAAUGUCUGCGUGUUAAUAUAUUGGAUAUUAAUAUUAACAUGUUAAUUCAUUGGAUAUUGAUAUUGACAUGCUAAUCAAUUUGAUUUUUGACAAAAUAACACCUUAUUCUAUUGCAGAUUGAAUAUCUAGCUAAAUUAACAUUUUAAUACAUGUUAGUAUUAUUACACAUCCCACCUCUCAAUUAUAUGCCUUAGAUUCCUUUAGCAAUCUCUGUAUGGAGUCCUAACACCCCUCUGGUUUUACUGAUGACAUUAACUUGGACGCGUCCACUAUUGAAUAAAGUAGUUUGUACACGUGCCAACGUCCUCAAUUUCCCCAUACAUUAGUGCAAUCAACACGCCGUUUUUGUUUGAAACAAAAAUUUUAUAUGGAGAACAACAAGUCGUCAGUUGUAAAGGAUAUCAACCUUAAUUCAACAAUGAACUACAAUGUCAAUGAACAACUGGAAGAUGGACAAAUUCCUGACUUUUCAAGUCAACUUCAAAGGGAUAGUUCAAAUUUGCUGCAAGGGAACAUUUUCUCUGGCGAGGAAAAUCCAACUCCGGGUAGCAUGCCAUCCCACACCAUUGACAACAACAUCAACAGUGACUUCAUGAAUCGUGGGCUCAUUCCACCAGGAAAUGAGGGGCAUGAUAUGAACUCACAAGGGAAGGACUUGACUUGCCAGUCAAAUUUCAACCCUACUUUGGAUACUCGUGAUUCUGGGCUCACCUCCCUACCCGGGACUGAGGUGCAGGACACAUCCAACUUUCAACAUCAGCACCCUACAACAGGGAGAGACUUCAUACAGUCAAAUAGUCUGAAUUCAAUAGGAUUCAGAGCAACAAACACUUUACCAUCUAAGAGGUUUUCAAAAUCUCAACAACAACAACACUCCGAACUGCGGACCUAUCAAAAUCAACAACCAGGGCUAGCCUCAAGUAUAUCACCAGAUAUGGUCCAAGAUAUUAUCAAAGGACUGACUCCAACUCUUGAAUUGCUCGUAGCAAACAAACAACUUGACGUUGAACUUCUAGGUGAAACAACCAACAGAAGCAGGUCCGCUAAAAGAAGGGAGGUACAAAGAGCGAAAAAGCGAACUGUUUCGCCGUCUAGUCUACAGUAUGUUUCCCCGGACCGGGCAUCUAGCCCCAAACGGGCAAGAAGUGAUCAUCCCUACAGCGAAGUGGACUCGCCCGUGACCUCUCCUGCGCACAUGCGCCGUGACAGCAAUAACCCGGAAGACUCGGAUUCUUCCAAUUCCGACAACGAUCAUGACUUAAUUUGUUGGAAGAACUGUGUUAAACUAAUUAAAAAUGCCUUUCCGAGUCAUUUUAAAACAACUACAGACUAUAACACAGAAACACAAACGGAAAAUAGACCGCUAGAACUUCAAACUUUGGGUAAGAAAUCUACUUCUUCAGACACAACAAAAGGCUUACCGAUCGGGCCUUCAGUGCUACAGAAUUUCGCCAACAUUAACCAGGAAUUAGCCAACAAGAAAAACAUGAAUGACACUAACUUCCUGUUAAGACCAAAACGAUCGUUCACGUCCCUCAAAGAAGAUGAACACUUCUAUAAAAAAUCCAUUUUGAAUGGGACAACUAAGGAACUUGUUCCACAUUCCAUGAAACUAUCAGAUUUGGCUUCAACUUCUUACCAGCUUCCAGCCAAACAUCACAAACUGUUGGAAGAAUCAACGAGAGCUCCUCUUCGUCAUCUGUCUCACACUGAAUGGAUUCUAGGGACAACAGGGAAAAUCAUUGCAGAGAAUUUCCCUGAAAAUGAGGAUCUCGUCAAUCUUAUUACAACAGCUUCAACUAUGGUAAAUAAAGCUACAAGGGACACCAUUUCAAAUGUCACAAACGUCAUACUGACUCAAAGGGACAGGGUAAGCUCCAAGUUCAGGAAGUCAGACGCUGAAGCCCUUAGGAAUCUCCCCAUCGACACCAAAUUUUUAUUUCCUGAAGAGGAUUUAAAAAAUAUCUGUGAAGGGUCGGAUAAAUCUAAAACCUCAAAAGCGCUACAAGAUUUAGCUUCAAACUGGAAAAAUCGAAAACAGAAUUAUGAUAAAUCCAGUAAUAACAACUCCAACAGAAGUAGUAAUCAACAUUCCAACUUUAACAGGAACAACUUCAACAACAACAACAAUAGAAACAACAACAGAAACAACAACAGAGGAAACUUCUCUGACCGUUCUACUUCUACAAAAUCCAACAACAAUAACAACAAAUCAGGCUUUAAGAAGCGUAAAUGA